Molecule: messenger RNA, 2057 nt
Organism: Stylophora pistillata
Lineage: Eukaryota; Metazoa; Cnidaria; Anthozoa; Scleractinia; Pocilloporidae
Biological process (GO): gamete generation; homologous chromosome pairing at meiosis; meiotic DNA repair synthesis
Source: RefSeq, a predicted model, not a curated record
AAGCGCUGUUGAUCUGUCAUUGUAAAUAGCGCUCUAAAAGUGAUAAAUUGUUGUUGUUGUAAACAGAUUUCGUUGGAAAGACCAUCGAUGGAUAACAUAUCUCAUGACCUAUUUUUCCUUGGGUCGAAAAGUGGUAAAUAAGGGAAAACAGUGCCCCUACGGUACCCCAACUCAGUAUUUUUCCGAUAUCCCAACUCCCCAUUGCCCAAACUGUUAAUUAACUAUCAAACUGCUUCAGACCAUCCCAGGUCCGAAAGUGGAGUGAGCAUUGAAAAGGGAGAAAGAAGGUCGUGCGGAAAAUCUCGUAAAGUGCGCUCUUAUCGGGCCUUUCGUCGGUUUCCUAUCGACCCGAUGCCAUUUUGAAAACCGAGAAAUCCCUGGAAAGAGGUUGAUGGCAGGUGCGUCGCAAAAAAGGCGCGAAAAAUAAAAUGGCACAGCGAGUGCAGCGGGCAAAACGUCGCGGCCACAAGAGAAUCUUCCAUGUUUCUCUUCACAAUUUUUCGUUCGAGGAUUUAACAACAGAGCCAAAUAUUGUUUCAAGUAAGAAUUCUUCAGAGCUGUCAAAAGCAGAAAACUUUCCUAGGCGAAACUCUAGGACAAUUAUCGGAUAGUUUUUACAAUUAAAUUUUUCAGUAAUGAAUAAUCGACCCGGCAGUAACCUUAGCGGGCGAAUAGUGCCAAUGUUUGCUUUAAAUAACAAGAAACGAUUAAGGCAGGCCUUGUACGCGAAUCCAACAACAGACACCUUUGAAGACUCUUCAGCAGUCAUGUUAGACAGUGCUGGAAGUGGAUGCCUAGAUGCUAGUGGAGCAACAAUACCACAGAAACGUUUUUCGCAACUUCAAGGGCUGAAUUCUUCAAACAAGGAGAAAAAUGCUGUCGGCAGUUCCUCUUUAAUGCAACAAAACCAUAAGUCGAUUGGUAGUGGUGGUAAAAUUGAAACUUCGCGGCCAUUCAUUGGACGUUACUAUGGUACUAAUCAAGGAGGAGCACAAGUUCGCCAGCCGAUAAAACAACAAAGCUAUUCCAUUCUCAACAAUAGUAUGGACUCCCCAACAACUAAUUCUUCGCCCAGUAAUAAGACGGCCAGGACUCUGCAACACCAGCCGGUCAAAGUUUUUCAAGGCCCUGGUAUAAAAGUUGAAAAACAAAAUAUGACCAAACAGAGAAGACCAGAUCUACAGGAUCAGAGUUUUCAGUCCAAGGUAGAGCAAUAUUUAGUCUACCUCAGGUUUACCGGUAGUCUAGACCAUGGCUUUACAGGAUUUCUACAAGCGGAAAAACAUUUUCACCUAAAAAGUACAUCAAGUGUCAAAUGGAGUGGAAAAAAUUGUGCCGAGGGAUCUAAAAUUCAUUCAUUACAGGAAUGGUCCACUAAACAAAUGAAUCUCAUGGCCUAUCCAAUAGACAAGUCUCUCAAGUUUUUAACAGCCACAGUUCAAAGUGUUCUUAAGUGGAAACAACAUGAAGACAAGGUCACUUCAAUUUACGAAGUGUUUGGAAUACUGGACUCACAAGUUUCCUUGAAUGCUGCUGGUAAUGGAAAAAAUUUCAUUAUCAAAGACAAAACUGGAAUUCUGAGGUGGACUUUUUGGGAAAUGGAUCGCCAACUUCCAAGGUUAACAAGAGGCCAAAUGCACAGGUGUGUAGGAUUCUUGGACAAAAAAAGUGGAACUUUUAAUUGUGUGUCCAUCAGACCAAGCAAGCAGACAGAACUGCUAUGUAUGGCAGACUUCUUAAAAGGAUCAGAGUUGGUUAUGCAACAACAGCUAGCCACCUUCAAGGAAGAUUGAAAAUUGGAAUAACUAACCAUUCAGGUCAAAUGAGUUUUAUUAACUGAAUCUCCAGAAAAUAAUGAAUAUUCUUCACAAAAGGCUGACAAAUAUACAGCUGAGAUGAUUUCUACCAAUGAUUUGCAUUUUUACUUUUGUUGCUACUUAGUUAUAUUAUUACCCUCAUUAUGACCACAAAAUUAAAGCGAAAAAAUGUUUUAUCAUGGCGUGUCAGAUAUUGUGAAAAUGUCUAUACAGCUUAGAAGUAAACAAGAAAUAUCUUCA